AUGGGGCUGAAUGCAUCAUCGGACGAGUGGUGCCACCGAUCUGACGACGCAAUUCACGGAAUCGAUGGCGUGACGAAGUUAGUGGACGACGUGCUAAUUCAAGCCGAAAGCGAAGAAGAGUUGAAAUCAAGGUUGUAUCAAGUACUAGAACGUUGCAAAUCUCACGGCAUAACGAUAUCGAAAAGGAAGAUCCACGUUGGGACGCCGUUAAAGUUCGCUGGUUUCUUGAUCACGCAAGAAGGAAUCCGCCCCGAUCCAAAUAAGACA
Messenger RNA from Paramuricea clavata, 267 nucleotides. Lineage: Eukaryota; Metazoa; Cnidaria; Anthozoa; Malacalcyonacea; Plexauridae. The record is from the annotation of a GenBank genome assembly.